Mangifera indica (mango) is the source of this 2300-nucleotide messenger RNA. Its product is annotated as probable mediator of RNA polymerase II transcription subunit 26b. The transcript has 9 exons. The coding region runs from base 492 to 1850 and encodes 452 amino acids. The record is from RefSeq and is a predicted model, not a curated record. Lineage: Eukaryota; Viridiplantae; Streptophyta; Magnoliopsida; Sapindales; Anacardiaceae. Gene Ontology annotation, cellular component: nucleus.
CCAUAGCUUUCUUGUUUUGCACCUAAUUUUAAUUUACAAAAUCUUUUCUUUGCUUUUCCCUAAAUAAGGCUUUGGUUUUGGUUUUCCUUUUCUUUUCUCCACAGGAAACUACGUUGUUGGUGGUGAUAGUUUAGUUUUGUGUGUGUGUGUCAGAGUGAGAAGUAAUUGUUGUUCUCUUUGAGCAUAUCCUCAAAUCCUAUCUUGACGUAAUCCAUUUCCUCAUCGGCAUAAAAAACCCCAGAAAAAAACAUGUUAUCAUUUACUCUUUCGUAGUCAAUUUUGAUAGGUAAAAACACCUUCAAUCCUCUGUUUUUUAUUAGAACACAACCAAAUUAGUCAAACAGUUGAAUUUUUAAUAUCUGGGCUCUCCGAAGUUCAUCUGCAAAUCAAUUUUUAAUUUCUGUGUAUUGAAAAGACCCUAUGAAAUCCGUUUGAAUCCUAUAUUUUCAUCUAAAGUGACCAGUCUCGAUCCGGGAUUUGUUUGUUUAAUCAUGUCGGGGUCUUUAGAUAAGUGGAGGAACUAUUUCCGUACCGCAAAGGGGAACAUUUUCGAUAUCAUCGACCACGCGGUGAUGGUGGCUGCUUUGGAUUGUCCAAAAGAAUUCAAAUUGAGAAGGGACCGAAUUGCGGAGAAGUUGUUUACCUGUAAAGUGAUUUGGUGUUUAGGGUGUAAGAGGGAGGAGUUGAAUGUUCCUGGUAAUGAUUCUGAUGAUGAUGAAGAUGAUAUGAUUGGUUGUAAAAUAGAUGAAGGAGGUAGAAGUAAAGAAAAUAAGGUUACUAGUAGUAGUGAUGAUCGUGAUAAUAAUAAUGAUCUCCAUGUGAGUAUUGAUAAUGAUAAUCAAAAUCUUAGUAAUUUUAGCUAUGGAGAAGCUGAGGCAUUGACGGAUGAGAUUGAAGAGGAGUCACAGACUGUUGGAGAGGUGUUGAGAAUCAAAGAAAUUCUUGACAACAACCAAGAUGAGUCUGAUUCUGUGUUGUUUGAUUGCUUGAGGAGGCUUCAAUUGAUGGCUUUGACUGUGGAUGCUCUCAAGGCAACCGAGAUUGGGAAGGUUGUUAAUGGCCUCAGAAAACAUGGUUCCAAGCAAAUUAGGCAUCUUUCUCGAAUUCUUAUCGAUGGCUGGAAGGAUUUGGUGGAUGAAUGGGUCAGUGCUACAAAAGCUGUUGCAGUCGUAGCAGAAGGUACUCCAGAUUCUGUAGACCCAUCUGUUCUUGACGAAGAAGAAGGGCUUCCAUCUCCUCCUCUGGAUGAUUUAGCUUUCUUCACUGCUCCAAGUGCUGGAAUAGAGCUCUCAGAGUUUUUCGAUGGCAUGGAUGAUGAUGGAAAUCCUCGGAACAGUGGGGAAUUCAUCAAGAACCGUGAAAAUGGAAGAAAACCACCAGUGGAGCAGCAAAAUAUUGUGAAGCGAAAACAGAGAACUACAGACGAGGUGAAUUUGCAUGCCAAGGAGAGUAACCGUCAACAGUUGAAGAAACAAGAAUCUGUUGUGAAACCUAAUAAACCACCAAGCACCAAUUCUGGACCUGGUAGACCUCCCAAGCAAAAUACAGCGCAAAGAAUAAAUAGUGAAUCCAUGUUGCAUCAAAAAACAGAUAAGGCUGCCAUCCAUAAGAGGCAACUGAAUAGUCAACAAGAUAGAUUCAAGUCUUCAGAUGAAGUUGCAGUCCAAGAAAAACUUGAAGCCACAAAGAGAAAACUUCAAGAGAGUUAUCAACAAGCUCAAAACGCUAAGAAGCAAAGGACAAUACAGGUCAUGGAGUUGAGUGAUCUCCCCAAGCAAGGACUUGGCCAUAGAAAUCAACAUGCAAGGCCUGGGAACAAUAACAGGAAUUGGGCAAAUGGCUGGCGGUAAAGUCUUCAGUUUGCAGCCUGUUUUGAUAGCCUUGGAAGUUUCUUCCAUUUAUGAAGCUGAUGGGAGAAGACCAAACCCUCGGGUGACUGUCUUGCUUCUCUCAAGUUUCAGCAUUAAGAUUUUGUUCACUCCUGAUGGAAGGGUUCAUUCUGAUUCUGAGAGAAAACAACUUUCAGAACUCCCAUCGUACAUUUUCAAACAUUGAGUUAUAGAGACUUACUUUGACAGAAUUAGGGGGUGGGUUAUCUCUUGUUCGUCCAAACUUCUUAAAUUUGUACUCGGAUGAAUUUCUGUAAAGAGUCUUGAUUAUUUGCACCUGCCCAUUAACAUUAUUUUUCCUCACAACUGAACAUUUAUUUGAAAGGAUAAUGUAGUAACUCUGCACAUAAUAAGUGCUCUUUUAUGUUAUGAUAGGUUUCUUUGAAUGAGCAUGUAAGAAGAUUGAAUAUA